UCAUGAUCAUGGCUCCCGUGUUUCCAAUCGCCAAGCAAGUGCAAUAGGGCUCUGGCCUCUCAAGUUUCAGAAAAAGCGGCGGAUAAGCGACCUUCAGGCUGACUGACUUUAAUACCGAGCCUGUAGACAUUACAAUACUCCAAGCCAAAAUCUAUUCAAGUUUUACUUAUAUCGUACAUACAUAGGUAAAAAGUGCUCUAUAGAGUUUUUCCUGAGCAUAUAGCCGACUCUAGGACUGCUACUCUUUCAGACAUUCCCCAAUAAAACACCCUCUUCACAGUCGACAGCGCCUGUAACACAACUGCGAACAUGUCAUACUCACCACCCAGCUCCGCAAAACCCUUCACCCUCAACAUCCCCGACGAAGACAUCGAAGACUGGCGCCAACUUCUCAGACUCUCCAAGCUUGCACCUGAGACAUGGGAAAGCUCCCAGGAAGACCGCCGGUACGGAGUGACGCGCAAAUGGCUCGCAGAAACGAAAGACUACUGGCUUAACACUUACUCAUGGCGCGACGAAGAGAAGCAUAUCAACUCGUUUCCUAACUAUCGCAUGCAAAUUGACGGCGUCGACCUGCACUUCGUUGCCCUGUUCUCUGAAAAUAAGAACGCUGUUCCCAUCCAAUUCUUGCACGGCUGGCCAGGUUCAUUCAUCGAAUUCUUGCCCAUGCUCUCACUCAUCCAAAAACAGUAUCCCUCUGCCAAAGACCUACCCUACCAUAUCAUCGUGCCAUCACUGCCUGGUUACACGCUCUCAACACGCCCCACCCACCGCGAAUUUACUAUAGACGAGAGCGCCGCCGUGCUCAAUCAGCUGAUGGUAAACCUGGGAUUCUCGAAAUACAUUACACAGGGUGGAGAUGUAGGGUCGUACAAUGCGCGCGUCUUAGCACAGAACCAUAAGGAAUGCGUGGGAAUCCACCUGAACAUGUUGACAGUGCAGGACCAGCCUGACCAGAGCAAACUGACCGAUCUCGAGAAGACGGCGAUCAAGUCGGCGAGAGCAUGGCGUCAGACAGGUAGCGCGUAUGCGCAGGAACACGGCACCAGACCGAGCACGAUCGGGAAUGUCUUGAGCUCAAGUCCGCUGGCGCUGCUUGCAUGGAUUGGCGAGAAAUUCCUCGAAUGGUCCGACACCGACCCAGAUCUCUCCCACAUCCUCACCAACAUCUCCCUCUACUGGUUCACGUCCUCGAUCCUGACCUCGCUGCAACCCUAUCGCCAGCUGCACGGCCAGUCCGGUAUUUCAUUCGUCUACAUCGAAAAGCCCGUCGGCUUCUCGUUUUUUCCGUAUGAGCUGUUUCCCGGCAUCAAACACGUCCUGGACAAGGGCGCCAAUAUUGUCACAUACGAGCAGCAUGAGAGCGGUGGCCAUUUUGCGGCGCUGGAGAAGCCGAAGGAGCUCUGGAGCGAUGUGGAGAAGUAUGUGGAGGUUGUGUGGGGAAAGGUAUGAGGGUCUCGCGGGUGGGGAAUCGAAGCUGUAGUGAGUGCUACCUUGUGUGCACUUCCUAAGUAUAGGAAGACUGCUCGCUGAUUGACGAAUUCGAAUUGGAAAGGGCUUCAGCGCAGAACGGUAUUGUGCAUACGUUGCGCUGUGAUCAUCAAAUUGAAGUUUCGAGGCUGUUUCGAGGCUGUGCAUACAUAUGGAGGGAGUAAUCUGGGAUCAUCUUUGGGAAUCAU
This is a messenger RNA of Boeremia exigua, 1679 nucleotides long. Its product is annotated as epoxide hydrolase-like protein. The transcript is spliced from 4 exons. The record is from RefSeq and is a predicted model, not a curated record. Bases 310 to 1452 code for a protein of 380 amino acids. NCBI's taxonomy places the organism in Eukaryota, Fungi, Ascomycota, Dothideomycetes, Pleosporales, Didymellaceae. Gene Ontology annotation, molecular function: epoxide hydrolase activity. Gene Ontology annotation, biological process: epoxide metabolic process.